AAUAUACGCGCCUUUGACAAAAUACCGAAAACAUGCGAUGCAUCUUAUCCUCCAAGGAGCAUUUUGUGUUCCUUGGAUUUCGUGUUCGUCGUUUCAGUGGCGACAAUAUUAGAGGCAAGAGUUUUGCGCCGACACCGAUCUUUUACCCAUGUCUGGCAAAAUACGGAAGCAGGAGUUUUUAAAUUUUCCGAAAUUCUGCAUGAUUCUCGCAGGAAUUUGGCGAAUGGCCCUUCCAACUCGCAACACCGCACUAAAAAAAUGUUACCUAUUUUACUCCGGAUUUGUACAAGUUUUCUUCCUAUCGAUGCUAUGUUCCAUGUGUGUCCAGUUCGUGCUGGUUACGGUUGAUCAAAACGGCACCAAAGAUUCGGAAAAAUGGUUCAAGCAGUUGUCGGAUAUAAUUAUCCUGGCGGUAGCAGAAUUUUCUGCGGUUCUCUGCCAAGGGAACAAACUGAUGGAGAUCAUCUCGUAUAUUCUCGAAGAAGAACGUCAGAUACUGCAGACGGGCGAUCGAGAAACUUUAAAUUUUUACGAGAAGCAGGCGAAGUUCUGCAGGAGAUCAAACCUGGUCCUGUUUGUCCUGACGACAGGAACUGGUUCGUGCAUGAUUUUAGAAAACGUUCAGCGUAGAUUCGAGAUUGAGAAAUUCAACAAGGAUCACAACGAAACAGUUGAAGUACAGUUUCCUUUCGAGUUGUACUAUUACAAACUCGAUAAAGCAAAGCAUGGGCUAUCCGUACAACUCGUUAACGAUAUUUCCGUCGUCAUUAACAUUUUUAUUAUUAUCGCGACCAAAUUAAUUUUCCUGUCGAGCAUAAUGUUCGUCCCUUCGGUUUUGACAAAGCUGCAGAUUAAAUUUAAGAAAAUGUCCACAUGUGACGAGGAUAUGGCGAGAGUAUUGGUUUAUGAACAUCAAAAGGUGAUAAGGUUCGUUGCAAAUUUGAACGAGUCUAUUAAAUAUAUGGUGAUGCUUGAAUACCUUAUGAAUUCCCUGAAUGUGGCCGCCGUCUCCAUUCAGUUAAUAAGGAUGCAAGGCGAAAUGGUGGCUUCUCCGAUGUGUUAUUUAGGUUUCCUAUUCAUUCAGACAUUUGUAUUUGGAUGGAGCGCCAACGAAAUACAGAUGAAGAGCCUAGCUUUAGCAAAUGCUAUAUACACUAGUUCCUGGUAUGAACAAAAGGAAAAAAUUAAAAGAAUAUUGCUCCUGAUGAUUGUUAGGGGACAAAAACCGUUGAUGUUAACUAUUGGUCCGUUUGAUGCGAUGACGACACAAUCUGCACUAAAGGUCAUGAAGGCAUCUUAUUCAUAUAUUAGCUUGAUGAUUAAUAAUUAG
Molecule: messenger RNA, 1330 nt
Organism: Cylas formicarius (sweet potato weevil)
Lineage: Eukaryota; Metazoa; Arthropoda; Insecta; Coleoptera; Brentidae
Product: odorant receptor 45b-like
Exons: 6
Coding region: 149-1330 (393 amino acids)
Biological process (GO): sensory perception of smell; detection of chemical stimulus involved in sensory perception of smell
Cellular component (GO): plasma membrane
Molecular function (GO): odorant binding; olfactory receptor activity
Source: RefSeq, a predicted model, not a curated record